Molecule: messenger RNA, 1284 nt
Organism: Prunus armeniaca (apricot)
Lineage: Eukaryota; Viridiplantae; Streptophyta; Magnoliopsida; Rosales; Rosaceae
Source: the annotation of a GenBank genome assembly
AUGGCCACAGACUUGGUCAAGGUUGAAAUCAUUGAGAGGCAAACAGUCAAACCAGCAUCCCCAACUCCUCAUUCCUCGAGAACCAUACAGCUCUCUGUUUUGGAUCAGAUGGUUCAAAGUCACGUUUACGCCCAAACGCUUUUCUUCUAUUCCGCCAACAAUAAUAUUACUUGUUCAGAAGGUGGAGCUACUUCUACAGACAUGGCGGCCAUGAGGAUGAAGGAGAGAGAUUAUUGUCAGGAUCUAAUUCGGUCAUUGGCUAAAACUCUCACUCACUUCUAUCCUUUAGCAGGAAGAUUGAGUAAAGGCCAUGACAUGAUCCAAUGCACUGAUGACGGAGCUGAGUUCGUGACGGCCCGAGUCAAAUGUUCCUUAUCGCAGAUUUUUGAACAUCCAGAUCCCGAGAUGCUAACAGGGCUCGUCCCAGCAAUUGGACAACCUGACGGUGAUGGUGAUGGUGUUUCCACGAGGCUCCCGUUGCUUGCUGUGCAAGCCAACUUGUUCGAGUGUGGAGGAAUAACAAUAGGGUUAAAUAUGUCACAUAAGGUUAUUGAUGGCAUCACAGCUAGCGCCUUCAUCAGUUGUGGGCCAAAACAGCCCUUAAUGAUGCCAUCAUCAGCCGAGCUGGUGGGCAUCAUUAAACAAGACAAGUGCAUAACAAAGAGAUUUGUGUUUGAUGCCUCAAAGAUUGCCACCCUCCAAUCAAAUUUGGCCAGCGCAUUGGCACCUCAUGCACCGACACGUGUCCUUGUAGUUUCAGCACUCAUUUGGAAAUGUGCAAUGGAAGCAUCAUCCAAAACAUCAAACAUACCACCAUCUUCGAUCCUACUAACUAUGGACUUGCGUAGAUGGUUUGAGCCACCCUUGCCACAAAACUUGGCUGGGAACGUUGUUGGUAUUUUAGUAGUCACCGCAACAGCAUCAUUAAAAGGUCAAGAAGAGAGUAAAGAGACAAUAGAUCUAAAAGACUUGGUUGCCAAACUCAGUAAAGGUAUUGCACAACAGAAAGAAACUUAUCCUACAAAACUACCAUUUGAUUCUAAUGAGGCAUGGCAAAGGGCUCAAGAAUAUGAAAAAUUGAGAGGGAAUGUUGACAUGUACCAUUUAUGCUCUGGAAUUGGUGUAGGCUUCCGUUUUAUGAAACCGAUUUUGGAUGGGGAAAGCCGACAUGGAGAUGGCAAGGGAAUAGAAGCAUUGUUGAGUUUGAGUGAAGAAAUCAUGGAGCAUUUUGAAAGCAAUCCGGAGCUUCUUAAAUAUGCUUCUGUAAAUCCAAGGGUCAUGUAG